AUUGAUAGGCAGCAGUUUGAAGAGACUGUUCGAACACUGAAUAACCUCUAUGCAGAAGCUGAAAAACUUGGGGGCCAAUCUUACCUUGAAGGGUGUCUUGCCUGUCUGACUGCCUAUACCAUCUUCUUGUGCAUGGAAACACAUUACGAAAAGGUUCUAAAGAAAAUUGCCAAGUUCAUUCAGGAACAGAAUGAGAAGAUCUAUGCUCCUCAGGGCCUCCUUCUGACAGACCCCAUUGAAAGAGGACUAAGAGUUAUUGAAAUUACCAUUUAUGAAGACAGAGGUAUGACCAGUGGAAGAUAAAACUGUGGAGUGUCAUCAGAUAGCUCAACAGUGGACUUGCUGUAUCAAAGUUCCCCUACCUCCUACUUUAGAGCAUCAUUCCUUUCUCUGCUGCCAGAUCCACAGUGCCAUCUACUACAAGGACUAACUUCCUAAAAUUGCUCCACAUGGGGUGACCUAGCUGGUCAGCAUCCAUUUUGUGGCAAACUUUAAAGCAAUGAGAUAACUUUUUAGUUUUGGGGGGGGGGGUUGUUGCUUUUUUUCCUCUCAAGAAAAAGCAGAAGUGGUAAAGCUACAUACUCUUCUGAAAGAAAUGGGGCACUUAGCCCAACAGAAGUCUAGUUUUAGUCACAUAAGUGCAGUGCUGCUCCUCCCUAGUUCUUAAACCCUUCUACAUCAAUCGGGCUUUGGAAAGCU
Molecule: messenger RNA, 699 nt
Organism: Phaethon lepturus (White-tailed tropicbird)
Lineage: Eukaryota; Metazoa; Chordata; Aves; Phaethontiformes; Phaethontidae
Gene: GOLGA7
Product: golgin A7
Exons: 4
Biological process (GO): Golgi to plasma membrane protein transport; protein targeting to membrane; peptidyl-L-cysteine S-palmitoylation
Cellular component (GO): Golgi stack; palmitoyltransferase complex
Source: RefSeq, a predicted model, not a curated record